CAUUCACAAAAAUCAAUAAGAAUUAAGAAUAUUAAAUAUUAAUAUUAUAUUUUUGUCAUUAGUUAUUAUUUAAGUGGACAACUAUUAUUUCGGAGUCUAAUCGUGGAAUUCUCAAUGACCAAUUGGCUAUGAGUGCUAUGAAUAGUGAAUUUAUUUUCAUUAUUUUAUAUUAGUACUUUUUAUACUAUUCUAUAUUCUGUUGAUACCUACUAAACAUUUAUUUCCCAAUGAUCUGUACAGUUAAAUAUACAGUAACUGAGUCAAUAUCAUUGUGGGUUAGUUAUAAGUUACAUUAACAUAGACUAUAUAAGUCUGAAAAGUGAAUCAUAGAUGUAUCAUUGACAUAGAAUUUAUAGAAUAGAAACUAUUCUAUUGUUAAGGACAUUUAAUCUAAUUAUUGGUAUUUGUUUUCAAGAUGUUUCCGAUGGAAGAAUCAGAUGAAGUAUUUGAUGCUGUGAUCCGUUAUGGUUUAUACUUAGUUGCUAUUUUCCAAUUAGUAUGCAUAACAACGGUGUUUUUAUUAACUGACCAAUCUAAUGACUCAAAAGAUAAUGGUGAUGGCAGUGAAUAUGACUCUGAUGGUAGUACAUUUGCAUCACCUAGACGCCCAUAUUCUCAUCAUAGAUCAAGAAAACAAGACAAGAAGAAAAGACGAUGAAUAAAAAUGAAUUAUACUUGUAAUAUUGUUCCUUUUUUAAGUUUAAUUAUUCAUUAUAAUAAUACAUUACUUGUAGAUUUUUUUUAUUUAAGCAAACUUAAAAUCCCAUUUAUAUAUUUUACUAAUAUUAUAUAAUUACCUUUGUAUUGUUUAUUUAUACAACCUCUAUAACAUAUACAUUUAAUUAAAAAAAAAAAACCAUUCUAUAAACUUUUGAAA
This is a messenger RNA of Rhopalosiphum padi (bird cherry-oat aphid), 877 nucleotides long. RefSeq names its product protein anon-73B1. The coding region runs from base 416 to 658 and encodes 80 amino acids. Lineage: Eukaryota; Metazoa; Arthropoda; Insecta; Hemiptera; Aphididae. The transcript has 3 exons. The record is from RefSeq and is a predicted model, not a curated record. Gene Ontology annotation, cellular component: membrane.